Molecule: messenger RNA, 381 nt
Organism: Calidris pugnax (ruff)
Lineage: Eukaryota; Metazoa; Chordata; Aves; Charadriiformes; Scolopacidae
Product: ATP synthase subunit d, mitochondrial-like
Exons: 4
Coding region: 67-366 (99 amino acids)
Biological process (GO): proton motive force-driven ATP synthesis
Molecular function (GO): proton transmembrane transporter activity
Source: RefSeq, a predicted model, not a curated record
AGAGCUGCUAUCAAGGCCAUUGACUGGGCGGCCUUUGCCGAGAGGGUGCCCCCCAACCAGAGGGCCAUGUUCAACGCCCUGAAGACCCGCAGCGACGCGCUCUCGGCCCGGUUGGCUGCUCUGCCAGAGAAACCCCCGACCAUCGACUGGGCUCACUACAAGGCUGCUGUUGCUAAAGCUGGCAUGGUGGAUGAGUUCCAGAGUAAGUUCAGUGCACUGAAGGUUCCUGAGCCAAAGGAUACACAAACCGCCAAAAUUGAUGCCCAGGAGGCGGAAGCUGCAAAGAGCACUGCUGAGUACGUGCAGGCUUCCAAGGCUCGUAUUGCCCAGUAUGAGCAACAAGUAAGUCUGGACUUUGCCUGGUGAAUAUUCCCUUUAACC